AUGGCCACGUGGCAGGCCUUCUCCUACCUUCCCCCGAUCAAUUCUACUAAUUUGACGACUACCACUAGCACCUCCACCACCACAAUCACAACUGACUUUCCGUUUCCGACUCCAGGCAACGAUCUGUGUGCCAACGCGGAUGGCGAUGUGCACGAGGGCGGAAGCGCCUCGCCGAACCACAUCAACUUUUCGUUCGGCGCCGAAAACUCGACGUGUCUGACCGGGGAGUGCAUCCGAUUGGCGGCCAACUACUUGAACAACAUGAACAGAGAUGCGAGUCCGUGCGAAGACUUUUACGAGUUCGCGUGCGGAAAAUACGCGACGAGACGGGUGAUUGCGGAGCACGAGAAGAAGGUUACGGUGCUGAGUGAGAUGAAGAGGGAGCUCGAUCGACAUUUGAAAGGUACGAGGGCCCAAUGUACAGUGUUAGAAAAGAAACCUUCAGAUAUACUCGAGAAGACGCCCCGUGAGAAUGCGACGCGGUCCAUGAAGCUCGCGCAGAUUUACUUUGACUCUUGCAUGGACGAGUUUGCUCAGGACGAUUUGGGAGUCCAACCCCUAAUGUCUCUGAUCUCGAACCUCGGUGGCUGGCCCCUACUAACCAAUGCUCGUUUUGACUCGAUCGAUUUCCAAUGGGAGGUGCUUGCCGGUCAUCUCGCGCUCUAUGGAAUCGACGGAAUCUUCCGGGUCUUUGUGCAUUCCUCGUUCGAUGACAGCAACAAACACGUGCUCAUGGUCACCUAUUCUUCAGUAUUCUUUAAUUGGGACCUUUCAAUUUUCAGUUCUCACCGCCCAAACUGUUCCUGGAGAAGAAGAAGUUCUACCGGGAGGUGCCCUCCUCGAACGUCUACCUUCAGUACUACCGUCAGUACAUUCUGUCGCUUCUGUCUCUUCUCGGAGUCGACAUGGAGGACGAGACGGGAGUGAUCGAGUAUCAGGUCGACGAUAUCAUCGAUUUCGAGAGGCGAAUUGCGAAUCUGACGCGAAUCGAGCUCUCCCGCAACCACAGCUCCAUCAACAACAUGAUCAGUUUCGGCGAUUUCAAGAAAAAGUACGACAAAAUCAACUGGGACGCGUUUUUCAACGAAGAAAUGCGCUCGAACCUCGGCCGCAUGCCCGACUCCCUGCUGAUCAACGUCGUCGACAUCAACUACUUUGACAAUCUCUACUCGCUGAUCAAGUCGAAACCGCUCAGCUCGAUCAACAACUUUCUCAUGUGGUGCCUCGUCUCCAACUACGAUUUCUACCUGCCCGCCAAGUUUCGCAAACCGAUGCUCGAGUUCCGGCAGAAAAUGUACGGAGUGAGUUCGGACGAUCCGCUCUGGGAGGUUUGUGUCGGCGAAGUAAGGGACAAUCUGGCGAUGCCGUUGUCGACCGAGUACGCGCACAAGUUCUUCACGAAGAGGGAAAAGGGAGUGGCCGAGGACAUGAUCAGAGAUUUGAAAAAGGCGAUGGAGCACACGCUGCUCAACGCCGAUUGGAUCGACGAGUCGACGAGAGAAGCCGCGCUCAUGAAGUUGGACGCCAUGGGGCAUAAGAUCGGGUGAGUUGACUUUGAAGCAAUGUUUCGCAGUUGCCUGUGGAGCUAUCAAAAAGUUGUCAACUGACAAAAUGCUCAUUAAUACAUUGCGCACAUUUUAUCUGUUGAAAACUUUUUGAAAUCUCCACCGGCAGAAAAGAUAUAUUGUUUUUAAUGAUCGGUACUAUUCCACUUUCCAGAUUCCCCGACUCUUUACUCAAUGAGACUGCCGUUUUGUUGCCCUACGCGGGCGUCCGAUUGACUGCCAAUCAGUUCUUCGACAAUGCAAUUUCACUCAAAAAAGCUGCCUACAGGUAAUGCGAACUUAUUCAAAACAAUUCAAACAGCGAAGGAUUCAGAGACUCUUUGUCGAAACUUCACCGCACUCCGUCCGUUAUCGAUUGGGCGUCUCCGAUCAUUGCGGUCGACGCGUUCCAUUAUUUCACCGGAAAUGAGAUCAGUGAGUCAUCGGAAAUUUACUCUAAAACAGUGCUCUCUCUUCAGUUUUCCCGGCCGGAAUUCUACAAUUCCCAAUGUUCGUGCCUGACGCGCCGUCUUUCGCCAACUACGGAGCGAUCGGAAUGGGAAUCGGUCACGAGAUCACCCACGGAUACGACGAUCUCGGGGCCCAGUACGACGAGAAGGGCAAUCUGCGUGGCUGGUGGCACACGGAGACGAUGACGACGUUCCAGAAGAAAAAACAGUGCUUCGUGGCGCAAUAUGGCAGUAAGGUCGAGCCGCAUACCGGACGGAAGGUACUGUCUGUGAAGUGGAAAGUAAAAUACUUUUUACUUUUUAGGUCGACGGAAAGAUGACGAUCGGAGAGAACAUUGCCGACAACGGAGGUCUUCGCGUCGCUUUCCAGGCCUAUCAACUUAAAUUGGAUAGAGAAAAAGAGACGAGAAGAUUGCCGGGACUCACGGAAUUCAGUCCCAAUCAACUCUUCUUUCUGGCUUAUGCCAAUGUGAGCACCACUUUUCUAAAGUGUAUAUCUCAGUUGUCUGUAAAGAUAUCAAAAAGUGGUCAACUGAGAAAAUGUGCGCAAUAUUUCAAUAAGCACUUCAUUAGUUGACAACUUUUUGAUAUCUCUACGUACAGUUAAGAUAUAUUGUUUUGAAUAGAAGAGUUCAACAGAGCGCGUUUGCUUCUGAAAACACUUGAGCUUUGCAGACGUGGUGCGAAGCGCUGAAGCCCUCGGCAAUCGACCACAUAAUGGAUACAGACGUGCACUCGCUGGGAAUGUUCCGCGUGAACGUGCCCCUCCAGAACCUUCCGGCCUUCUCGAAAGAGUUUGACUGUCCGAUCGGCUCGCCGAUGAACCCGUUCGAAAAGUGCCGUAUCUGGUAGUUUCUCACUCAGCCACCACAUGACUCGAAGUUCUAUCUACGCACCCUUUAGUCCCCCACACUUUUGAUCUCUUGCUCCCCUCUUUUUUGUUCGUCUUUUUAAACUCAAAAUCACCCAAACUUCGUGAAUCUCGUUUCGGGUCUUAUUUCUUCAGUUCGCAUUGAUUUAUUGAAUAAAAUAUGUAAUCUAUGGUCUGUGAAUCAAUCCCAAUCCACCAAAACAACACAUCGACAGACUGGAUUGGCUUUCCGAGAAAUAGGAACGAUUCUUCUUAUCACUCGAUCACAUUUGCAUUCCUAAUGUCCCGACUACUUAUUUUUUCCAUCCUUUUAUCGGGUAUUCGUCUGGAUUUUCAGUUUUCAGCACUUGUUCUCUCCGAUUUUCAGACAAACUUCGGCGCUGAAUGCCAACGAAAAGCUGGUUGCCUGCUGUGCUCAGGAUCCACAAAUCGAUAAGGGCUGCGCCAGCAAAUAUUGUAACUUUGGACAAAUUACUCAGUUCAUGGUUUGAGACAUUGUGCGGAUUAGAACGAAAAAUGCGUUUUCAGGUGCUUCCAUUCAUUGCCGAGUGUGGCCAAAAGGGAAUACGAUCUCGAGGAUUUGGGAUUGCAUAAGUUCGAAGCAUGAUCACACGGAAUGCUGUACUAACCAAGUAAUCGUAACCUCAAAGCUUAGGGUAACUGACCAAUGGUUUCCCUUAUUUUUAACUAUUUUUCCGUAGUAUAGAGAUGAUUUCCAGAACGUUCUGCCCCUCUGCCGGGCGUUUUGCAACGCCUCGAAAGCGGUGCCGACGGACAUGCUCAAGUACGGACUGUGCACUUCCGAGUUCGACAAGUACCGCCUCUGCUUCCGCACCCAUCUGAAGCAUCACGAAGCGAUCCGUCAUUGA
This is a messenger RNA of Caenorhabditis sp. 36 PRJEB53466, 3754 nucleotides long. Lineage: Eukaryota; Metazoa; Nematoda; Chromadorea; Rhabditida; Rhabditidae. The record is from the annotation of a GenBank genome assembly.